AUGGAAAGGCCUAUGCCAGUAGACGACUUUAUUGAAGGUCUUGUUGAGAGAUCCUGCAUUCCAUUAAGUGGAGGUAAAACCAUUGAACAUAUUGAAGGAAAUAUUCGUUUUGAAAAUGUGGAAUUUUCAUAUCCUUCUCGAUCGAAUGUCAUUGUCAUGAAAGAUUUCAAUUUGGAAAUUAAGAAGGACAAACAGUUGCCCUCCGGUUCUGGAAAAUCCACACUUGUUGGUCUUUUAGAACGUUUCUACACUCCAAAUAAGGGACAAGUCUUUCUAGACAAUAUUUGA
Messenger RNA from Naegleria lovaniensis, 288 nucleotides. RefSeq lists its product as uncharacterized. Gene Ontology annotation, molecular function: ABC-type oligopeptide transporter activity. Lineage: Eukaryota; Heterolobosea; Eutetramitea; Acrasida; Naegleriidae. The transcript has 3 exons. Bases 1 to 288 code for a protein of 95 amino acids. The record is from RefSeq and is a predicted model, not a curated record.